Molecule: messenger RNA, 924 nt
Organism: Rhizopus microsporus ATCC 52813
Lineage: Eukaryota; Fungi; Mucoromycota; Mucoromycetes; Mucorales; Rhizopodaceae
Exons: 4
Coding region: 1-924 (307 amino acids)
Source: RefSeq, a predicted model, not a curated record
AUGCUUUGGGAGCUGAGUUCAGACUAUCAUUUACAUAAUCAGCAUCCACUCAAAAAGGCCUCAAGGCGAGAUUAUCGUAACUGGUAUAACAAGAAAGUUCUAGAGACAAAACACUAUGAUCAAGAUCCAGAAUUGUUUAGGAUACCCAUUGAAUUUCGUAUACCAGCGACUGAUCCAGACGAAAGCGAUCUUUACCAAGGAUAUUGGGUUGAGUAUUAUAAUCAUAAGGAAUACACUAGCUUGGAAAAGCUGUUUACAUACAAUAUGAAUGGCACAUUGAAGUAUCGACCACUCAAGCUUAUUGCAAACUCAAAUGAGUCAAGAGAACUGACCAAAGCCGAAGCAUCAGAAAUGAGUCCAUUCACGGUUAGGUCCAUGAGCAAGAGUACAUCUACUGCCAACAAUAAAGUAUUAAAAGAACAAAAGGCAGAUGUGGACGAAGAGAAAAAGAACGAGAAAGAUAAGCAGCCUGCUUGGACUAUCGAAGGCAUGGUUCAACGUAGCCUCGAACCCAGCAUUACUCACAGUGAACUAAAGGAAUAUAAAAGAUACGCUCAACAAUUUAAAAACACUGAAAAAUUAACAGCAAGCUACGGUAAUCAAGUCAGUGGCUCCAACUUUGAGCAUUUUCCAGAAUUCCAACAAUAUCAAAAUUAUGUUCAAAAGAAUUUACUGAGUGAACACCGAACGAUGUUAAAGGCAUCCAGUAUAGAUGAGCAAGUCUAUAAUACAUAUGUAGAUAUACCCAGACGAACAGCCUCUAUUCAAGUGAGCAGAGAAUGGAGUAGUAAUGCUAGAAAAAGAUAUGAGGGAUAUGCUAUCUAUUUGCGAAGUGGAAGAUAUCCAUCUCAAAAUCAGAUAUACCAACGAAGACAGAGCAGCAGUGGCAUAUUGCAGCUUGAUGAUAAAUUUAAACCUCAGUAG